AGCGCUACAGGAGUGUCUCUCUUUCUGUCUCCCCGCGAAAUUAGGAGGAAAAAUACGUUGCAUGGGAAAAUCGGCCAACGCGCACGUGCUCGGCGCAGCUCAGUAGCAGAACAGUAGCGACACUGGUUGGAUUGUGUUGUCGCCGUAUAUUUGAAACACACACACGGUGGUAUUGUGAGUAUUCCGUCGCGCAGUUUCCCGUCUACUCCCUGCUCAUUUGUGUACUCUGGAGAUCGUGCCAGCGUUCCAGCGUUCAUUUUGAGUUGCACAACCAGCAGCUUGGGUGAGAUAUCCUACCAGACAGAUCCCCCACAACAACCAGCCCCUAACUUUCCCUAACCCCCGCACCAUCACACAAAUAUGUCUGACACGGAAGCGGACGCGCACGCUAGCACAAAUGGCAACGCCGGCACGAACGGUACGGCUCCAGCCGCCACCCCGCUGCUACCCUCACAGAAAGUCCUCGAGGAGGAGGAAGCGGAACGCUUGGCAGAGGAGGAGCGCAAGCGCAACCGGGAGCCACCGAUCAUCUUUACCGAUGUCGACUCAAAACUAGAGCUGGAGCGGCUGGUCGACUUUGUCGACGGGAAGCUAUCGGAGGACGAGCAGGAGGCGGUCGAUCAGCUGCACCAGUACCUGCUGCUCGGAGAGGGCGCCUGGACGUUCGGCGACUGCUUCCUGGUGUUUGUCGGCCGCAUUUUCCGGGACCAGCAGUGUUUCUCGACCGAUGUGCGUGUGCAUCUGCUGCGGGCGCUGGCGAAUUGCGCGCUGAAGGAGGACAUCAUUCUGCUGCUCCACCAGGACCGCAAGGAGCACGUGCUGAUGAACUUUGCGCAGGACAUUGAUCGGCAUCCGCCGGAGGAGCAGCAAUCGAUCGCAUUAUUUAUGUGCAACCUGUUUGAGAAUAACAACGCAUCGGAGUGGCUGCUGUACAUCUCCGAGUGGAGCUACAAUGGGCUAACCACGUCCAACAUCCGGGCGACGACCAAGGUAGCGGUCCACUGUCUGCUGGCCACCUGCCCUCGGUUGCAGGAUAUCGGGACCGCACUGGUGCAUAACAUCGCCUGCAAGGAGGUGAAAACGGUCGUGUUCGAUGACGUCGCGGUCGAGAUCUCCAUGGCGCUUCUGCAGUUCUUCAACAGCUCGCCAACCGAGGAGCAUCUCUUCCGCACGAUGAAAGCGCUCGCUAAAUUUGUGCAGGUGUCCCCAGAUGUGCCACAGUUUGUGCAGAUGAUUGGACCUCAUCCAAAGAACUUCAAGGGCAAAAGCGAACGGGUCGACGCCCUGAUCGAGCAGAUCAGCAAAAAGAUACGCUAACUACCUUCCCACUGCUUACUUUUGUUUGUUCCUCAAAUACACCAACCGACUCUUGUCCUUGGUUUUCUGCAGGAUGUCCUUAAGAUGAUGCAAUUAGUGCGCGUUGUGGUUCGGUGUGGUUUCCUCUCUGUCUCACUGUGUCUCUAGAUAUCUUUCUCUUUCGCUUUCUCCCUCUUUCUUCGCUUUUAUCUCCAACUCAAGACACAAUGCAUUAGCAGGAGCUCGUGAAUUCAACGUAAGUAGAAAAGGACUAGACAUACAACUAGAACAGAACCAGCCGUCGAAACCCCUGUAGAAAGUUGCAGUUCAAAACACACACAACACACACACACACACACACACAAUGCAUAAAUUUUACAUAACCUAUACUACUGCUACCACUACUACUUAUGAUAAAUACAAACAAGGAUAUGGCGUAAA
Anopheles gambiae (African malaria mosquito) is the source of this 1737-nucleotide messenger RNA. RefSeq lists its product as uncharacterized. The coding region runs from base 361 to 1317 and encodes 318 amino acids. NCBI's taxonomy places the organism in Eukaryota, Metazoa, Arthropoda, Insecta, Diptera, Culicidae. The transcript has 6 exons. The record is from RefSeq and is a predicted model, not a curated record.